AUGUCUGAUCGCCCCCCCAAGCAUUUUUCCAAGCGUGUUCGCAUCACCACCGUCGCCUGCGUCCCCUGCCAGAACCGCAAGAGCAAAUGCGAUGGCACCCGCCCCGUCUGCGCCGCCUGCCUAGCUCGCAAUCCCGACGACUGCGUCUAUGACGCUGCCGGCGACCAGCGCCGCACCACUGCCCUGAAGUCGAUGAACCUGCAUCUCGACGACAAGCUGGCCGCCUGCACGAGGCAGCUUGACAACUUCAAGGAAGUUAUCCGCGGCCUGUGCAGGGCCCCGGUUACGGAUGCCACCUUCGCUGUCCUCCACAACCUGGUCGAGACCGACUUCCACAGCCUCGAAGAUGUCGCUGCCACCUUCCGAGGAGCCACUUCUCCCGAAACCUGCGACGGCUCGGCCGCCAUGACCGAGAUGGAGAGGGCCAUGCUGAUCGACAAGAUCGACCCCUCACUCGAGACGGCCCACUUCACCCGCAGCCGGCCUUCAUAUUCGAUGUCGUCUCCGCCAGACACGCUUCUGGGCUCGUCUCCGCUGGGUGAAAUAGAUUUCGGCGCUGGGCCGGAGGGCCUUGGUCGAUGGGACUCAUGGGCUGCAGCCCAGCCAGCCUCCCCCGGUUUGCCUUACCUGGAUAACUCCGCUCGUGCGCCAGUAAUCGAAGGAGACGAAGACGAAGACGAAGACGACGAUGACGAAGACAACGAUGAUGACGCCCCUCAGUGGCACUCGACAAUCAGCGGCGGGGCUUGA
Aplosporella prunicola CBS 121167 is the source of this 750-nucleotide messenger RNA. RefSeq lists its product as uncharacterized. The transcript has 2 exons. Gene Ontology annotation, biological process: regulation of DNA-templated transcription. The record is from RefSeq and is a predicted model, not a curated record. NCBI's taxonomy places the organism in Eukaryota, Fungi, Ascomycota, Dothideomycetes, Botryosphaeriales, Aplosporellaceae. Gene Ontology annotation, molecular function: DNA-binding transcription factor activity, RNA polymerase II-specific; zinc ion binding. Bases 1 to 750 code for a protein of 249 amino acids.